This is a messenger RNA of Aethina tumida (small hive beetle), 4164 nucleotides long. It is a transcript of the gene Cap-D2, whose product is annotated as condensin complex subunit 1. Gene Ontology annotation, biological process: mitotic cell cycle; meiotic chromosome condensation; mitotic chromosome condensation. The transcript is spliced from 14 exons. The coding region runs from base 124 to 4074 and encodes 1316 amino acids. NCBI's taxonomy places the organism in Eukaryota, Metazoa, Arthropoda, Insecta, Coleoptera, Nitidulidae. The record is from RefSeq and is a predicted model, not a curated record. Gene Ontology annotation, cellular component: condensed chromosome, centromeric region; nucleus. Gene Ontology annotation, molecular function: histone binding.
UCGUGGUAUGUGUUGAAAAGUGUUCAAGGUAACAACAAGUUUUUGUGAUUUAUUUAAAUGUUUGUUGUUUCCAUGAUACAUUAAUAUUAAGCUCCUUUAAGCGGGGGUGUUCCAGGAUUAAAAAUGGCUCACCUCAAUUUUGUUAUUCCAUCAAAUAAACAAGAAUUACUAAAUGAAACAGAUGAUUAUUAUGUUAGAGAUAUAUUGGGACCAAAGGAUAUUGCACUGAAACUUAAAAAUACCAGAUCACAACUAAGAGAAGAAGGAUCUGAAUUUAUUUUUGACUGCUUUGAUGUAUACUAUUCUGUUUUACAUCAUGGAGAUACAAUUCCAACUGAUGUCAUAUUUAGAUCCUAUGAGGACUUGCAUAGAGCUACAUGUGAGCUUAAUAAAGCUAUAGGAUUUUUAAUGGAAGACAAAGAGGGUUUAUCAGAUGAGAUGAAAAUAAAAUUUCAAAACAUUCUUAAGAUGACCAUCUAUAUUUAUACUCAAAUAAUUUUACUGAUUGAACAAAAAAAUGAAGCAAAAAAUCAAGGUUUAAACUUGAAGGGGCGUAAGAAAAGUAACAAGGAAAAUGAGGGCUUCAGUUUAGACAAAAAGGCCAUUAUGUUAGUUUUAAACAAUAUCAUGCAAAGAGACAUAUUCUUAUUCUGGGAUCCACCAGUUGUUGAUUCAAAUUUAGUGACCAUAGUCUCAGAAGUGUGCUACAUAUUUCUACAAAAUCCCACAAUUAAAAUUGAAAAGGACUUAAAAAUGGAGAUAUUUAAUCUGCUUGGCACUCUUAUAAAAGAAUACUCUCAUGGCACAUCUUUUGUGAUCAGAAUAGUGCAACUAAUCAAAAUAUAUGAACACCUAGUGCACUCUUUACCUGAAGGUGUACAAUGUUUGAUUACAAAUUACAAUUGCAAAGGUCUAAUCCAUGAUCUGGUGGUGGAAAUCACUGAGUGGCAGACAGAAGAGACAUACCAAGACUCACAGGGUGCAAGAAACUGUGCCCAAAUUUUAUCUGCCACAGCUGUUUUAUUGCCUGAACUAAUGAUCCCUGAACUAAUGUACUUGAACAAGUAUUUAGCCCAUGAUUCUGCUACUUUAAGGAAUUCAGUUUUAAAUGUUUUAACUGAAGUGGUAUUAAAUGUGUUAACAAAACAUGACCUAACAGAUGAAGAAAGAGAGUCUAGAGAUGAGAUUUUGGUGAUUUUAAUGGACCAUGUGCAUGAUGUGUCUGCCCAAGUUAGAUCUAAAGUUAUACAAAACUUUGCAAGGCUACAAAGGGAAAAUGCCAUCCCUUUAAAGAGCCAGCAUGAAAUUUUACAGCUAGUUAUAGAAAGGUUACAUGACAAAGGAGCACUUGUCAGAAAGUCUGCCAUUGGUUGUGUUACAAUAUUCUUGUCACAUAAUUGUUUCAGUUCUAAUUUGUCACUAAAGAUGAUGCGUGCUGAGUUACAAAACCACAAUGAAGCCCUGGCCAAAAUUAAAGAGCAAUUUGAGGGCAUAAAACAGGCAACACAAGAGAAAAUCGAAAAUGAAUGGAAUCAAAAAAAGGCCGCCCUUACGCAGGCAAUUCAGGAGAUGCUGGAUGAAGAAGAGUUGGAAAUGGAUCAUGAUGGAGACAAUCAAUUACCAAAAGAACAGUUUGCUGAUAUGAUCCGACUUUAUAUAAAAGAGGGUAAAUUCAAAGAUGCAGUGUUGAUGUGCAAGGCUGCUGGAAAGGAGAACGUGGACUGGCAGGAAUUGCAAAAGACCAAUGAGGCGGACCAGGUGUCAAUGUACAUGACCGUCCUCGCAUCAAUAUACCUGAACCCGACCAAACUGAUGGAGGAAUUAAGAGAAAAUAUCGUAAAUAAAGGCCUGAAAAUCACCGAGGAGGACCUAAAGAACAUGGAAUCCUUGGAGGCCAGCGUCACCUACCUGGAAGACUCUGUUAAGUUUCUCGAACUCAUCGACAAUUCGCUGGAUACGAUGGUCGAACUGCUCGAGACCACCGCCAUCGGUGACAUGCAGGAGGCCGUAGAGUUUUUCAUCACAGCUUACCAGUUUAACAUAGAUAACUCGAACAAGGGCGUCUUGGCCAUGCUGAAGAUCAUGCAGAGAAAUGAGCAGGAUCGCAAGGAAGUUAUCAUUGACGCCUUCAAGACCAUUUACCUCAAAACAGACUCGAAAAACGUGACGGAGCAUGCCAAUACAAUUGUGAACAGAUUGAUAGAACUUGUAAAAUCUGUCCCCAUCAGCAAUUUGGACGAUUUGGAGUUGAUUGUAGCAGAGUGGACUUCCAAAGGUGUUCUCGACAACCUGAUCAUCGACAUGCUGUGGCAGUACUUCACCAAAAAGGCCUCAGUGACGGACGAGGAUUCGAGGGCGGCCGUCGAGCUGCUGCGGAUGGCUUCGCUGGGCCGCAAGACUAUCAUCACUCGAAACAUCAAACUGGUGGCUACCAUCGCUUUCAAAGAGCGUGGCGAGAACAACAUGUUGUUCUUCGGUAGUUGCUGCGACUUGCUGGCGGUCGCCGGCAAAGAGAAGCUGGACAUGCAGAGCAAAAAUCCGCCGUUUAAAAUCAAGGCGAACGACGAGAUCUUUACCGAAAUGGUGGAGAUACUGGUGAAGAAGUUCUUUGAGCCUGUGGGGUACUAUUACAAAGCGUUGUCCGGAGCCAUCGAUUUUAUUUAUCGAUUAUCUUCGAAGCCCGAACUUACUUGUGAGACCAUCUUGAAUCGUGUUUUGGGUAGAUUAAUUGAUGACAUGAAGAAUGCUCAAUCAGAAGAAGUGGACACCUUUCUGAUUAUCAGACUUUGUCAGCUGCUGGGGCUAGUGGCGAUUAGGCAGCUUGAUUUCCUGGAUGACACAGUGUACAAGGAGUUAAAACGACGUAAUAACAUCAGGGAGGAGAGGAAGGAAAAUAAAAGGAGCGAGAAUCAGAACAAAAAGAAAGGCAAAAAGAAGAAUAAAGACAAAUUGUCCGCCACAGCUAACGAAAGCACGAUUGCAAGCUUGAAUGAAAGUGUUAUGGAAGGUGCUCAAGCUGAAGAUAUGGAUGCUGAGUUUAUUUUGAACGUCCUAGAAAACGAUACGGUCUGUGGAUCUGGCGGACUUGGAAAAUUAGCUGGGGUUAUCAAGGGUAUUUGUCAAAGGCCAGACAUCUACGAUUGCGUCGUGGUACAAGGAGCUGCGGUUAUUGCUUUAAUUAGGUAUAUGCUGGUAUCCAGCAGGUUCUGUGAAGAAAACAUUCAGCUUCUCUUUACCAUAUUUGAGAAAACUGUCCAUCCAGAGGUCAAGUGUUCAAUUCUGGUUCACCUUUCUGAUUUAUUAACAAGGUUCCCGAAUAUAGUGGAACCAUGGACGCCAAGAAUAUGUCAAAGACUGAAAGACCCAUUGGACUGCAUAAGGAAAGCUACAUUCUUCACUUUGUCGAAUUUAAUUCUACGUGAUAUGAUCCGUGCCCACAGCCAUAUAUCGGAAAUGGUCACAUGCCUGAAUGAUGAAGAUCCAGAACUGAGUGGAAUGUGCAAGACAUUCUUUAUAAAUCUGUCACAUAAAGAGAACAAUCUGUACAACGUUCUACCUGACAUCUUUUCACACCUUAUAGAAUCUGACACUGUAACAGAUGCGCAGAUGAAACAAACCAUGAAGUUCCUCUUUGAACUAAUGGACAAAACUAAACACAUGGAGAAUCUAGUGGACAGAUUCUGUACUAAGUUCAGAUUAUCAGAAGACCUGCGACAUCACCAAAACAUCGCUUAUUGCCUCACAUUGAUUCAUUACAACGAAAAAGCCUUAAAGAAGUUGCAAGAAAACUUCCCUACCUACAAACACUUGGUGCACGACACCGAAAUUUACUCGUGCUUCAAAAAUAUUAUCCAGGCAUGUAAUAAGAUCCAAGUAGGAAAGACUGACUUGAAGCCAUUGUGUACAGAGUUAGAACAAUCUAUAAAUUCGGUGUUUGAAUUGGAUGAAGACGGAACGAAGAAACCAAACCCGGUAGAAAAAUCUACCAAGAAGCCCAAAGCCAAGAAGGCUGCACCAAAGAAAAAAGGAAGAAAAGCAGCUCGAAGAUACAGUGACGAAUCCGAUUCUGAUUAGUACAAAUAUACUUAUUUUAUUUAGUUUUUAGGAGUUAGUUUUAAUAAAAUUACUUUUAUAAACGUCAAUAAAAAAAUUAUAUAUUUUCAA